AUGCAAAAAUUGGACAAAAUUGAUGAAAUAUCACGUCUGUCUAAUACAAAUGAUACAAAUAUUGAUAUAUAUAUUCCUCAAAAUAUAAUAUUACAGAUUCAUGACCCAAAAAGUGACAGUAAUUGUAGGUUUCGAUCAUUAGCUAUAGCAAUUUUCGGGGAUGAAGAAUGUUGGCAAAAAAUUAAGACUAAAAUGAUAUUUUACUUGAAUGAGCAACAUGAUCUCUAUAAAAAAUUAGAAUAUGAUGUCAGUCGACUAAAAGAAGUUUUAUCUUAUACAGAUUUGGGAAUUGCUUCACCAAAUACUGGUUUUAUUCUUCAGAAUGUGCACAGCUAG
This is a messenger RNA of Dentiscutata erythropus, 336 nucleotides long. NCBI's taxonomy places the organism in Eukaryota, Fungi, Glomeromycota, Glomeromycetes, Diversisporales, Gigasporaceae. The record is from the annotation of a GenBank genome assembly.